AUGUUGCUUUACUUCUUCAUAGCCAUGCUGGCAAUGGCCUCAUCAGCCAGGGCGAGAUAUAUGAUGUACCUAACAGGGCAACACCAAAACGUUCCAGAGCUAGAAAUGGUGUCAGAGGUCACGCACGUUGCUAUUGCGUUUAUGCAAUCAUCAAUUUUCAACCAAAAGGAAGUCUCUGAAUGGCCCCUUUUCACCACAGUGAAAGAAGUCCGUUCCAAAUUCGCUGAAGGAACGAAAAUCAUGAUCGCAAUCGGAGGCUGGGGCGAUACUGGUUUCUCUAAAGCUUCAACGACUGUUAAUACCAGAAGGCUAUUUGCGAAGAAUGUAAAAGCCAUGGUUGAUGCAACUGGAGCAGAUGGCGUUGAUAUCGAUUGGGAAUAUCCUUGCGGAAACGGCGAAGACUACAAGCAGCACACAAGCUACGACAGAAAAGUAAAAGAAUUUAAACACUAUCCCAUGCUCCUUGCCGAAAUCCGUUACGCGCUCGGCCGAAACGCAAUCAUCUCAGCUGCAGUGCCAGGACUCAGAAGAGAUAUGUUAGCUUUUACCAAGAAGAGCCUCCCAAAGAUCAGCCGCUCGCUGAACUUCUUGAAUGUCAUGACAUACGACUUGAUGAAUCGAAGAGACAAUGUGACGAAGCAUCACACUGGGGUCGUGGCUUCGUUGGAUGCUAUCAAUGCUUACCUUGAAGCUGGAGUCCCUCCACAGGGAAUAAAUCUUGGAUUUGCAUUCUAUGUAAAGUGGUUCAGGACUGAUCCAAAUGGCGGAUGUGAGAAGAAUCCUAUCGGGUGCAAGACGGUGUUGAUGGAGGAUCCAAAGACUGGAGCAGACCUCGGACAAUGCGGAGCGUUCGCAUGGAACGACAGGGUGCCAAAGGAGCUUGCGUUUUCGUUCAGACUGGCGCAAAGGGAUGGAAAGUAUGAUGAAGUUGGCGGAGGAUUUUACUAUUGGGAUUCGGAGGAGAAUAUUUUCUGGACUUGGGAUACACCGGAGGCGAUUGCGAGAAAGUUCCCGCUGAUUGUUAAGGAGAAGGACUUGGGUGGCGUGUUUGCUUGGGGGCUUGGAGAGGAUGGAAGUCAAUUCAAUCACUUGAAUGCGUUGACCGAUAUGGUCAGAGAUUAUAGGAGGAUUCAUCCAGAUCCAAUAGUCGAGGAAGUACCGGAACCAGUACUGCUUGAACCAGAGAACGAUUCUCACGAUAUCAAGGACGAGCUAUGA
Hyaloscypha bicolor E is the source of this 1218-nucleotide messenger RNA. RefSeq names its product glycoside hydrolase family 18 protein. Gene Ontology annotation, biological process: chitin catabolic process; carbohydrate metabolic process. Gene Ontology annotation, molecular function: chitin binding; chitinase activity. NCBI's taxonomy places the organism in Eukaryota, Fungi, Ascomycota, Leotiomycetes, Helotiales, Hyaloscyphaceae. The transcript is spliced from 4 exons. Bases 1 to 1218 code for a protein of 405 amino acids. Gene Ontology annotation, cellular component: extracellular region. The record is from RefSeq and is a predicted model, not a curated record.